AUGCCGGGCAAAAUUUUGCCAACGUUUACCGAGGCCGAGGUGCAGUCGCACACCUCGACCAAAUCCUGUUAUGUCGUGCUGGAUUCGAAAGUGUACGAUAUAACCGAGUUUCUAUACGACCAUCCAGGUGGCGAGGACUUGAUUCUGGAAUACGCCGGAAAGGAUAUCAAAGAAAUUUUGCAGGAUUUAUCGUCCCACGAACAUUCCGAUUCCGCCUACGAGAUUCUUGAGGAAUACCACAUUGGCUUUGUUUCAAACGGAAAAGGACAGGCUAAAUCGAGUGAUGGAGCACAGAGUAAUGGAACGACACGUGCGGUUUAUGAAACUACUGGCAUGUCGAACGAGGAAGACCUUUCCGUUGAGACCGACUAUGCCUCCGAUUACAGCAAGCACAAGUUCUUGGAUUUGAGGAAGCCCAUGUUCCCGCAGCUGUGGUUUGGAGGCUUCUCAAAAGAUUUCUACCUGGAACAAGUCCAUCGGCCCCGACAUUACAAAGGUGGAGAAUCCGCCCCGUUGUUUGGGAACAUUUUGGAGCCUUUAUCGAAAACUCCAUGGUAUGUUGUGCCUAUGAUCUGGGUGCCGUGUGUGGCGUACGGCACCUACGUCGGUGCUGCCGGAUAUGACUUUGGGCUUAACGCUGCGGGGUAUUGGGUAUUGGGUUUGUGUGUCUGGACUUUGAUCGAAUACGGAAUGCACCGUUGCCUUUUCCACAUUGAUAAAUGGCUACCGGAUAACCGGGUGGGAAUUAGUCUACACUUCUUGCUGCAUGGUAUCCAUCAUUACUUGCCCAUGGAUAGAUACCGUCUAGUCAUGCCUCCGACUCUCUUUGUCCUGCUCGCCGCUCCGUUCUGGAAAUUCGCGCAUUUUGUUCUCUUCCACAACUGGUACGCUGGACUGCUAGGAUAUUGCGGUGGCGUCUUCGGUUAUAUCUGCUACGAUCUGACCCACUACUUCCUCCACCAUCGCAACCUACCUCUCUACUACAAACAGCUCAAGAAAUAUCACCUGCAACAUCACUUUGCCGAUUAUGAGAACGGCUUUGGCGUCACCAGUCGUUUCUGGGACCGUAUCUUCGGCACUGAGCUGGAGAUCCCACCUCCCAAGGUCUUGAAGGCAGAGUAA
Talaromyces rugulosus is the source of this 1122-nucleotide messenger RNA. RefSeq lists its product as uncharacterized. The record is from RefSeq and is a predicted model, not a curated record. Gene Ontology annotation, biological process: lipid biosynthetic process; fatty acid metabolic process. Gene Ontology annotation, cellular component: membrane; endoplasmic reticulum. Bases 1 to 1122 code for a protein of 373 amino acids. The transcript has 3 exons. Gene Ontology annotation, molecular function: fatty acid 2-hydroxylase activity; heme binding; iron ion binding. NCBI's taxonomy places the organism in Eukaryota, Fungi, Ascomycota, Eurotiomycetes, Eurotiales, Trichocomaceae.